Messenger RNA from Mercenaria mercenaria, 1731 nucleotides. Its product is annotated as tigger transposable element-derived protein 6-like. Gene Ontology annotation, cellular component: nucleus. The record is from RefSeq and is a predicted model, not a curated record. NCBI's taxonomy places the organism in Eukaryota, Metazoa, Mollusca, Bivalvia, Venerida, Veneridae. Gene Ontology annotation, molecular function: DNA binding. The transcript has 3 exons. The coding region runs from base 628 to 1581 and encodes 317 amino acids.
AAGGAUUAUGUCGACGAAACGAAAGUGUAUGACAUUAGAGGAACGUGUUAAGUGUCUGAAACUAUUGGAAUUAGGAAAAAGUUCGCGUGUUGUGGCUAGUGAAAUAGGUGUUGGUCGUACUCAGGUUCAGAAUGUGCAAAAACGUAAACGUGAGAUUCUUGACGAAUAUGAGGCAAACGGUAACUUAAACGUGAAACGACCAAAGAGAGAUAUGGAAUAUGGCGAGGUUAACGAUCUUGUGUAUCGCUGGUUUUUGGACGCUAGUUCAAGGCUAGUUAAUGUAUCAGGUCCAAUGAUACAAGAAAAAGCUAAGGCAUUCGCUAAGGACUUAGGAUACAGUGAUUUCAAGGGAAGUAAUGGGUGGUUGGAUAGUUUUUUGAAAUGAAAUAACAUUGUGUUCAAAACACAAAGUGGUGAGCGUGGUGAAGUGAACAAUGACACAGUAAAACAAUGGAAAGAUACGAUUCCUGAUGUGUGUAGGGGCUAUGCUCCAUCAAAUAUCUUCAAUAUGGACGAAACUGGUCUGUUUUUCGAGACACGACCAAGUCUACAUAUUACUCGAACGGCGAUACAUGUUCUGGUGGCAAACGAUCGAAGCAGCGAAUCACAGUGGCCCUAUGCAGUUCUAUGACAGGAGAGAAACUGAGACCGCUUGUCAUUGGGAAGUCCAGAAAACCCCGAUGCUUUGGCCAGAUGUCCACAGAUUCCUUACCGGUGCGAUACGAAGCCAACAGCAAAGCAUGGAUGUUGACUCCGCUAAUGGAAGACUGGCUGAAAGAACUGGACAGAACAAUGCGUGCCAAAAAUCGCAAGAUUUUACUACUGUUGGACAAUGCUCCUGUCCAUCCUAAGGUCACAUUGGAGAAUGUGAAGCUGCAAUUCUUCCCAGCCAACACCACCUCAGCAUUACAGCCGAUGGAUGUUGGUAUCAUCCAAACCGUCAAGCUUAAGUACCGACAGAGACAACUCCAACAUGUUCUUCUGGAAAUGGAAAAGCAACCAACCAAACUCGGGCCCGAGAUUCUUAGAGAUAUCACGAUACUACAGGCCAUCUAUUGGAUAAACGCUGCGUGGCAGGAGGUAAGGGCAGACACCAUACAGAAGUGCUUCGCCAAGUGUGGAUUUACUGAGGCAAGUGUUAGUGAUGUUUGUGUUGUUAAUGACAGUGAGUGUGACACAGUGUUUGAUAUUGAAGACGAUUAUCCGCUUGCAGUACUGAAACUCUCAUCAGAACUCUUUGGAUGUGAAUUUAAGGAGCUUCUUGACAUAGACAAUCAAUUCUCAACGUGUGAUAAUAACUUACAAGAUUGGGAUAGGCCUGCUACUGAGAUUCUCAGGGAUUUAAGUGAUUGUAGAGCUGAUGAAUGUGAAAGUGACAAUGAACAAGAGGAUGUUCCAGCUGAGUCGAGUGUCAGCUCAACUGACGUUGCUCAAUAUCUUGAAAAGAUCAGACAAUAUGCAUUGUGUAAAAAUCAGCCAGCUAUGUUAGAUAAGGUUAUGGACUUAGAGGAUUUAUUUACGCGGCUGAAAGUAGAGAUGACAGACAAACAAACAAAGAUAAGUGACUUCUUUAAGAAGUAAAAUGUGAGCUAAGCAUAAAGACAGAUAUCAGUUGUGUUCAUUGUUCGGUGUUAAAAGGCAAAAUAGUUUGAAUUUUAAUAAUGUACAUGUACAUGUUUUAUGAUAUGGAUCUUUAUUGACAAACAUGUAGAGUAAAUUGAUGAAACUGUU